Molecule: messenger RNA, 1626 nt
Organism: Fraxinus pennsylvanica
Lineage: Eukaryota; Viridiplantae; Streptophyta; Magnoliopsida; Lamiales; Oleaceae
Source: the annotation of a GenBank genome assembly
AUGGGUCGGAAACCGAAUGACUCUGAGCCGACUCGUUGGGCAUCCCUGAUCCUGCUUUUGAUCGGUUUAGUCUCUUGUUCUAUGGUCUACCUGUUCGUGUCAUCAGUUUUAAAGCCAUCAGCACCAGGAAAUGAUUCGGAUGUUGAAUCAUUAGCACUGGCCGAGUCCUAUGCAAAUGGUGAGAAGUGGGUUAAAGGCGUAGAGAGUGGUGGCGCUACUGGUGGGUUGUGUUGUAAAGGGAUUGCGAAUUUGGAGCUUUGGGGGGCUGCUGUGAAAUGGGGCACGGAUUUCAAAUUCAAUUCGUCUGGUGAAUGUUGUAAAGCUUGUAAAGCCAUGUGUACUGGAAAUGAAGGGCCUUGUCUUUGUGAUACCUGGGUUUUUUGUGGGAAUAAGCAGGCAUGUGGAAACAAAUUCGGCGAGUGUUGGUUGAAAAAACAGAAGGAUUUACUGGCCCCUGAAAAGCAGGAAGUAGGAGACAAAGUCGUGUGGACUUCUGGUCUUGUCUUUGGAAGAGGAGAGGGUAUUAUUGGAUUAGAGACAGAACACGGUACACUUCACAUCAAGCUUUUGCCCGAUUGUUCUCCACUUUCAGUUAAAUACAUCCUAGAGUUGUUGGCGUUACGCCAUUGUGCAGGUUGCCAUUUCUAUCGAGCAGAAAGCUGGGGUCAAUCUUGGGAUACAAAAGGAAAACACAUUAAAGAUGCUUCUUUCGGUCCUCCAUUUGCUAUCGUUCAAGGAACUCUUGAGGCCCAAGGAGUGAUAUUCAAUAAAAUCCCGUCUGAGUACUGUCCAACCAUAAGAAGAGGAUCGGUAGCAUGGGUGGGCUCCGGUCCUGAAUUCUUCAUAAGCUUGGCAAAUCACGAAGAAUGGAAAAAUUCGUAUACCGUAUUUGGUUCUGUACUUCCCGAAGACUUGAUGAUAGCUGAAAAAAUUGCUCAGCUUCCAACAAAAUCAGAUGUUUGGAACAACAUUAAUGUUGCAGAUGAGGGGUCUGGUGUAGCUGCUGCAGUUACAGUGGAGGAUGGGAAACCCUCUGAAAGUCCUGUGAGUGCUGAGGAGAAUCUGGGUUCUAAUGGGUCUUCGCCGCUCGCUGAAGCUCCGGAGCCGGCGACGGCGACGGCGGAGGUGGUGGAGACUGCGAAUAAAUUUGAGGACCCCAGAUGGGUUGGAGGGACUUGGGACUUGAAGCAGUUCGCGAAAGACGGGAAGACUGAUUGGGACGUUGUUAUUGAUGCUGAAGUGAGAAGGAGAAAAUGGAUGGAAGAUAAUCCUCAAUCAUCGAGUAAUGAAGACCCUAUUGCUUUUGACACAGCUAUAAUUCCGUGGUGGGCAUGGAUCAAGAGGUUCCAUCUCCCAGAAGCUGAAUUGCUCAAUGGUCGGGCUGCAAUGAUCGGCUUCUUCAUGGCCUACCUUGUAGAUAGUUUGACCGGUGUAGGUCUUGUCGACCAAAUGGGUAACUUCUUCUGUAAAACACUAUUAUUCGUAGCUGUAGUGGGUGUCCUGCUUAUUAGAAAGAACGAGGACAUCGAAACCCUUAAGAAAUUGCUGGAGGAGACAACAUUUUAUGAUAAACAGUGGCAAGCAACUUGGCAGGAUGAGACAUCAAGCAAGACUGAAAUGAACUAG